This is a messenger RNA of Gongylonema pulchrum, 309 nucleotides long. The record is from the annotation of a GenBank genome assembly. NCBI's taxonomy places the organism in Eukaryota, Metazoa, Nematoda, Chromadorea, Rhabditida, Gongylonematidae.
AUGGCUGCUGGCCCAAGACAGGAGCAAAUGAGGGUUGGGACGACGACGAAAACAAACUCAACGGCGAACCCAGCCACAGCGACGCUUCUUCGAUUUCCCGGAUCCAGUCCCCCGUGGCUUAUUGCUGUAACCUCAGCAGUGCUUUUGUUAGUUGCAUUCAGCAUUGUUUUUCUAGUACGCAGACGACGGAGGUUGGGUAUGGUUCGUAACAACCGGGCAUUCGGCAUCCGACGGGGUAUGAGUACUGCUGGUCCCAGAGAUGACGAAGAGGAGGAGGAAGACUUACUGAUUAGUUCGCUUUAUUCAUAA